Messenger RNA from Sinocyclocheilus grahami, 1319 nucleotides. RefSeq names its product EF-hand domain-containing protein D2-like. The record is from RefSeq and is a predicted model, not a curated record. The transcript has 4 exons. Gene Ontology annotation, molecular function: calcium ion binding. NCBI's taxonomy places the organism in Eukaryota, Metazoa, Chordata, Actinopteri, Cypriniformes, Cyprinidae. Bases 237 to 935 code for a protein of 232 amino acids.
UUCACCGUCUGCGAUCACGGAGGCGUCGUCACACUCACGAGCUCUGCCCGUUUGAAUCACUUCACAACGCAAUAAGUCGGAUGAUUUGCAUUUUAAAACGUAUUUAACCAAAUAAUUAACUGAAUCUGGAUUUAACGCACUGAAUCUUUAUAUGGACUGCGCACUUUGCAGCAUUCAGCGUGUUUCCCCACUGUAUUUUCCCCGUAGAUAGUAGUUCGAUUUCAGAAGAAGGCGAAAUGGCAACGGACGAGCUGUCAUCGAAGCUGAACCGCAGGCUGCAGAUAGAGGAGGGCGAGCACGAGCCGGUGGCCCUGGACGAGGCUCAUGAGAACGGAGCGCACGAGAAAACGGCCACGGUCAGCGCGGAUUCAGAGCUGGGAGCCAAACUGCAGCGGCGCGGGGAGCUGAACGAGGGCGUCGGUGAACACCAGCAGCCCAGCAUGAAGGUGUUUAACCCCUACACCGAGUUCAAGGAGUUCUCGAGGAAGCAGAUCAAAGACAUGGAGAAGAUGUUCAAACAGUAUGAUUCCGAGAAAGAUAACUUUAUCGAUCUGAUGGAGCUGAAGCUGAUGAUGGAGAAACUCGGUGCACCUCAGACUCACCUGGGCCUGAAGAACAUGAUCAAAGAAGUAGAUGAGGACUUGGAUGGCAAACUCAGUUUUAGAGAGUUUCUCCUUAUCUUCAGAAAAGCAGCAGCAGGAGAGCUGGCGGAGGACAGCGGGCUUCAUGUCUUGGCACGUUUGUCAGAGAUUGACGUGUCUACUGAGGGAGUGAAGGGAGCCAAAUCAUUCUUUGAGGCAAAAGUGCAGGCCAUUAACGAAUCAAACCGGUUUGAGGCGGAAAUCCGUCAGGAGCAGGAAGAGAAGAAGCGUGAAGCGGAGGAGAGGAAGACAAGACAAGCUGCUUUCAAAGAGCUAAAAUCAGCCUUCAAAUAGCCUCCUCCACCUCAACAGCCUUGAUUUACUCAUCCACUUUUGUCUGUCUGUCUGUCAUCCGAGUCCCCUGCAAUCAGAGAUACUAUGCAAGGCUGUGAAAUGCUCUGAGAUCUAUGCAGAUUCAUCUUCCUGAGAGAGAGACACCUAUGUAGUUCGUGCUCAUUAGCGGAUGUCGGUGUUGAAAUCAUCUGUUUUAUCGUUGUCUGUUUUUCUCACUCUCACUCUCAGGCUUAUUUUAAAUGUGAAGCCAGACACUGAUCUCAAUACACUGGAUUGGAUUUGUUCCGUUUCAGUCACAUGUGUAUAUAUUUACUGUAGUUCAUUCUCCCCAUCGUUGCGUCAGCUUCAUUUUAGCUGGAACGGCAUUUUGUCUUGUUCUCGUUG